UUCACUUCACAAAACCUUUAGCCUUCAAAACUUCAAAUUUCCUCUUCACUAAAAGUUAUAUACAUAUCUUGGCAUUUGUCCAAACUAUACACAUUUCUUGAACUCAUUUAAAACAUGGAUAUGGUGAUGAAGUUGGGAUCAUCAAGCGCGGUGGUAAUUUUCACCAAGAGUAGUUGUUGCAUUUCUCACAGCAUUGAAACCCUAAUCCGUAGUUUUGGAGCAAACCCUAUAGUUUACGAGCUCGAUACACAUCCAAAUGGGAAGCAAAUGGAGAGGGCACUAAUGGAACUAGGGUGUGAACCAAGUGUUCCAGCAAUAUUUAUAGGGAAAGAGUUAGUUGGUGGUGCUAAUGAGAUAAUGAGCCUUAAUCUGAGGGGAAAGCUCAAACAAUUGCUCAUUAGGGCUAAAGCAAUUUGGGUAUAGAAAUUAAUUAAUAAUGACUUGGUAUAGCAAAUAUAGGAGUUUUGACAAUAAAUCAACCCUAUUUGUAGAGGUUCUUUUUAGCUUUUUAGCAAAGGUUGUGUUUUUCUCCCAUUUUUAUUUGCUUCUUAAUGUACUAAAGAGAGUUAUACUUUGGUCAUAGCUAGUGGCUGUUUUACUUGUUUACAGCUGAUGGCAUGGAAAAAGUUCAUAACAAUGAUCAUGUCUUUAUGUAUUGAAUUUUAAUAAAGUAUCAAUAAUAUUUUAUACUACUUUAUGUGGUUA
Molecule: messenger RNA, 705 nt
Organism: Solanum tuberosum (potato)
Lineage: Eukaryota; Viridiplantae; Streptophyta; Magnoliopsida; Solanales; Solanaceae
Product: monothiol glutaredoxin-S2-like
Exons: 1
Coding region: 115-423 (102 amino acids)
Source: RefSeq, a predicted model, not a curated record